UGACGCCGAGCGCAGACAGCAACCCGAAACAAAGACAACAGAAAACAGAGAAUGUGCUCCCGGUCCGACAGCGUGACCCUGACCGUUCAGGAGAGCUUCGCCUUCAGCCCCGGCAUGGCGACCCGCAGCACCCAGCCGGAGGUCUUCACCUUCGAGCGGAUCCCGCCUCAGGCCACCGCCGUGCGCUCCUACGUGCCAAUCCGGCCCAAGAAGCGCUGCACCCGGGUCAUGUACCCCGCCAAGGUCCGCAUGCACCUCCCGCCGCCGGAGCGCAGCCAGGCCAAGCGCUGGCUGGUCAUCCUGUGCCUGGUGGUGCUGUGGCAGAUCUACACCGAGGAGCCGUGCGUCGACGUGCCGCUGAGCGCAGACGGCUCCAUCAGCGACUAUCAGGGCUUCAGCUUCCAGUCAGCCGAGCAGCAGGCCCGGGAGAUGUCGGAGCGGAGCGCCGCGCCGAUCGGCUGCGAGGAAGCCGCCCAGCAGAGCGACUCCACCGGCUUCGAGCAGAGCGCAGGGAAGAGCAUGGUGGCCCUGCUGGUCUACCACAGACUGGGCAACGACAACUGAGUGUCCCGGACUGGUUCCGCCACACCGCCCGAAUCUGGCUGAUGGGAUGAAAAACUGAGGCGAACUGGAGGAGAUCCUCCGGAGAGACGCGGAGCGCCCGAGUGGCGCGCGCGGAGGGGAGGCUCCGAGCGCCGGCUUCACCCAGCCAGCAGACUCCCGCAGGGGGGAUGAAGCGUCUGGGACAGAGACAGAAUCUGGGAGAAUGACAGAACUGUGAAAACUAAGAAGAAAACAAAAACUUGAACUCCAUAAAACUUGAACUGAAUCAGUGAUUUCUGCACAGACUGACUGCACUGAGCCACAAAUUAAACGUUUCUGCAAGGAAACUGUCGCUUAUGUAGGCGGACAAGCCUGAACCUGACAUUCCUAUUGAUGUUAAUACUGUUUUUGUAUAGAUGUUAUUUGGUUAUUUAUUUUAUUUGCUAUUUAUUAUUUUGUAAUAAAAGUCUUGAAAUGAA
Molecule: messenger RNA, 1022 nt
Organism: Gambusia affinis (western mosquitofish)
Lineage: Eukaryota; Metazoa; Chordata; Actinopteri; Cyprinodontiformes; Poeciliidae
Gene: ier3
Product: immediate early response 3
Exons: 1
Coding region: 52-564 (170 amino acids)
Biological process (GO): negative regulation of apoptotic process
Source: RefSeq, a predicted model, not a curated record